Molecule: messenger RNA, 1326 nt
Organism: Aegilops tauschii subsp. strangulata
Lineage: Eukaryota; Viridiplantae; Streptophyta; Magnoliopsida; Poales; Poaceae
Molecular function (GO): zinc ion binding
Source: RefSeq, a predicted model, not a curated record
AUGGCACUAGACAAGAUGUUUGGCAAGUACAGUGAUAGUUUCAAUCUGAUUUAUUCAUUCAAGGCUGAAGUUGAGAGAACAUCACCAGGCAGUGUGGUUGAAAUUGACAAGCACACUGUGGAAUACUCAUUGAGAGGAAAGAAACUGCACAAGGAGUGUUUCAGAAGAGUGUUUGUGUGCUUCAAGGCAUGUCAGACAGGUUUCUUGGAGGGGUGCAGGCCUUACCUUGCUGUGGAUGCAACAACACUGAAUGGUAGGUAUAGGGGCCAGCUUGUUUCUGCUUGUGCCCUUGAUGCACACAAUUGGUUAUUUCCAGUUGCCUAUGGUGUCAUAGAAGCAGAGUCAAUUGAGAGCUGGACUUGGUUCUUCCAACAACUGAACAAAGUAAUAGGACAUCCAGAAGGUUUAGUCAUACAUACUGAUGCAUGCAAAGGAUUGGAGACAGCUGUUGAUGAUGUAUAUGCUGGGGUGGAGCACAGGGAGUGUAUGAAGCAUUUGGCUCAAAACUUCAGCAAGAAAUUCAAAGGCAAGUUCUAUGAUGAGAAUUUGUGGCCAUGCUCACUUACAUACAGCAUUAAAAAGCACAACUAUCAUCUGAAUCAGUUGCACAGUAGGCCCAAAGUUAAAGAAUAUUUAGAGGAGCAUCACACAAAAAUAUGGGCUAGAGCACACAUCAAUGACAUUUGCAAGGUAGACUAUGUGAACAACAACCUUGCUGAAGCUUUCAACUCAAGGAUCAAGAAAUACAAGGGGCUUCACAUAGUUGACUUGUGUGACAAGAUCAGGCAGUACAUUAUGCAAAAAUUUGAUAUAAGGAACAUGAUUGCCAUUGAUCAUUUUGAAGGCCAUCUCAUUGUUCCAUGUGUGAUGAAGGCCUUAAUGGCAAACACAAAAGGUUUAGAGAUGAGUUUGAUUAGGAGAAGCCCAGCAGAGGAUGAAGUUACUGCUACUGACAGAGAAAAAAGAGAAUGGAGGUACCCUGUUGACUUACAGAAGUGGUCUUGUAGUUGCAGACAAUGGCAAGUAACUGGUAAGCCAUGUAUCCAUGCUCUGUUCUUUAUCACUUCUCUUAGAGGUGAAGCCAGUGGAAUAGAUCAGUAUGUGCACAAGUUUUAUUAUGUUGAGAAAUUCAGAGCUACUUAUGCUGACAACCUUCCAGCUUUGGAAGGGAAGCAACAGUGGGAAAUUGUGAAUCCAGGAUUUAAACUUUCUGCUCCAGUUCAAAACAGAGCACCUGGCAGGCCGAGGAAAACUAGAAUUAGGUCCAGUAGUGAAGGAAAAGGACUAGGUCCUAGGAGGAAAAAAUGUGGCAGGUGUGAAGGAUGA